UCCACUACUUUAAAAAUAUUUAUUUUAAUUACGCCAAAUAGAACCAUCAACUAAAUGUUUUCUCUCAUUAAUUCAACCUUUAAAAAAAUAGAUUUAGUAGGUAGAAAACGUCAGUAUACUUUCCAUAGCCAGCAUUAUCACACAUGAUAUUCACUUCCUAUGCAAAAUUUAAGAUCUUUCUUCUGACGGUUUUCAAAGUUAGUCAAUAAUUUGCCCCACAAAGUAAUGCAUGUAUCUGAGGAUGACCUGUUUUGCUUCAUGUCCCAAGGGUCUUAUUUGUGGAAUAAUUACAGGGCAGUGUCAAAUAAAAGAAAGAUGCCAUCGAGUAAAUAUAGAAUCUUUUAAGUAGAAGUCAUUCAAAAUUCACGGAAUAAUAAUGAAAUAUUAGCACUGUCCUCUCCCUUCUGUUCAACCACAUCUUUUGCUCCACAUCUGGAGCUCAGAGAUGUUACUUGAGGAUCUUGCCUGAAGUCCUACCAGUCAGAACACCUGGAAUUAAACUCCGUUCCUUCCUUACUCUAUUUUGGCAAAGUACUUAAUGUCUUUUCUUGAAUGGUUAGUCUUUGCUUGUAACAGCAGCAAUGCCCAGGUGGACUGUACAAAAGAACAUUUCUAUACUCCCUGGUUCUAAAAGCAUAAAAUACUGUGCACCUGGAUGAUCUCCUCAACUUUUAGAGCCAACUCUACUCUUUUAAUCAUGACUUAUAAGCUACAUUUAGCAUCUAUAUCUCUACAGGCUGUACAGGUAUAGGAAAAUGGCAUUCAAAGAUCAUGUGAUGUUAGAUUAUUCACCGCCCUACAACUUGUUUAGCUCUCAACCUAAAUGAAAAGCAUCUUUAUCACUAUUGUGACUCCAGAAACAACAAAAUGGGCUGAGAAUUGGAAAUCACAUAUGAAUGAAGUAACCUCACAAAAAAUUGUCUCAUCUUUUCUACUAGUAACAAACUAAUGUGGAUUAUGUGGGUUUUAUGGUGCAUUAAUUAUGGAGAUAUUUGAGAAGAGAUAAGAAAAGUGAAUGUUGACUUAUAUUUCAGGGCCAUCAAGAAAUGGGGACCUGGAUUUUGUUUGCCAGCCUCCUGGGAGCAGCCUUUGCUAUGCCCCUACCACCUCAUCCUGGGCACCCUGGUUAUAUCAACUUCAGCUAUGAGGUGCUUACCCCUCUGAAGUGGUACCAGAGCUUGAUCAGGCAGCCGUACACUUCCUAUGGUUACGAACCCAUGGGUGGAUGGCUGCACCACCAAAUCAUCCCCGUGCUGUCCCAGCAGAAUCCCUCAAAUCACGCCUUGCAGCCUCAUCACCAUAUCCCCAUGGUGUCGGCUCAGCACCCUGUGGUCCCCCAGCAACCAAUGAUGCCACUUCCUGGCCAACACUCCAUGGUUCCAACCCAACACCACCAGCCAAACCUCCCUCCGCCUGUCCAGCAGCCCUUCCACCCCCAGCCUGUCCAGCCGCAGCCUCACCAGCCCAUCCAGCCUCAGCCACCUCUGCACCCCAUCCAGCCCCUGCCGCCACAGCCACCUCUGCCUCCGAUAUUCCCCUUGCAGCCCUUGCCCCCUAUGCUUCCUGACCUGCCUCUGGAAGCUUGGCCAGCAACAGACAAGACCAAGCGGGAGGAAGUGGUGAGUAUACCCUGAAGCCACUACACCACCUGUGAAAAUGGUAAAGCAAAAUUCGUCCCCAGAGUUCUAAGUUCUCAAACAAUCUGGAAUCUAGAGUUUCAGUAGCUACAAGUCAAUGACUCUAUUAGUCCAAGCAUGUAUUGUAAUUUUACAUUAUGAAUGAGCUUAUCUACAUGGCUUAGUAAUUAAGACCAUCGCUUUUAUGGUGGGUUUAAAUUCUACAAUUAUUUUCAAUUCCUACCAGAACAUAUAUUACUGAAAUCCAUUAAUUUUAAGGACAACAAUAUAAGGGAAUAUCAGUUCUUAUCUUUCAAGGGUUUGACUAGCAAGAAUAGGCUAGAAUUGCACUGAAGAUAUAAAGGGGUAAUUUUUGAAAGUGAGGGGAUGCAAAUAUUCAAAAGGCUACAAAAGGUAAGUGGAAAAUCUCUUUAAAGACCUAAAGGAAGAUUAUCUAUCUAAAGUGGUUUUUAAUCUAACUUGGAAGAAGCUGAACUAGACAGACUGUUAGAUUCCUUUUCAGUGCUGGGAUUCUAUAUGUUAAGCUUUUAGCAAGAAGUUUUCACAAUUAAACACAAAAUUUUCUUCCAUUACAGAAAGUUCUGCCAAAUGAGUGGGAAAUAGCCAAUAAAAUAAAUGACCCUUAUCCAUAUCCAUAAACACUUCUGUGUAUAUAGGAUUGUGUAAUUCUACAUAUGUAUGUAUCCAAAUGUAAUUCCAAGUUAUAAAUGCUACUGAUGAUUUUCUACUGAGAAGCAGUGAGGGGUGACGUGGAAGUGACCUAGCUGGGGAGCCAGGAUACCUGGGUUCCAGUUCUGGCUUUGCUCCCAAAAAGGAGAUGGUAUUGUACAAGUUACUUAAAAUUUAUGAGUGUUUUCCCUUCUUUAAAAUGAAAGUGACUAAAUCAAAUAAUUUCAAGCCUCUGUCCAAGUACAAAUACCAUAGUUUCCCAAUAAAAAAUUAUAAUAUAUGCAAUAUAUGGCUUCACAAUUAUGAGCAUACUUGUAGAGAAUAUGGGACAGAAUUUUUGAAAAUUGAUUGUAUCUCAAAUACUCUGGUGCCUAUUGUCGAUUAUUCUGGUCUAAGGUACAUGUUCCCUCUUUGUAUAGAAAAUGCAUUUAUUUGCCUCUUUAUUAAUAAUUAAGGCCACGAACUUUAUAAUGUGUUCACACCUUGCCAGAGCUAUUUAUGGAAAGGUGACUUCAGGCAGGUAGUUUGAACUCUUUAAAACUCCUGUGUAAAAUUAGAGUAUAAAUAUUGACAGCUUCUUAGAGUUGUUUUAUGGAAAAUAAAGUGAUGAACGUAGAGCCUGGCAUGCAGGAUGUAUUCAAUAAAAGGUAGCAACUGUUAUUUUAUUAUUAAUAAUAGUUUUAAGUGUCCUGAAGGCAGGAGUCUCCUUCCUCCUCAUGGACACCUCAUAACUAAUGACAAUGAGAUAACAAAGAAACUUUGAAAAUUAUGCAGUUCAACUUAAAUGGUUGUACAUCGUUUUGGCAAAACUGAAGCCAUAUGUGUUAUUGUAAAUGGUACUCACUAGGAAUAUUUGUAAAUUACUUUAAUUGUUCCUUUUGCUAUUUUUUUUUCAGGAUUAAAAGAUCAGAAACUGAGAAGAGAACUGAAGCAGAUACUUCAGUUGCUUUCAGAAUGACACAAGAACACAAUGAUUUGUGCCUAUCAUCACUUAGUAAAUUCUGUGACUAAAAAUAAGUACCAUUAGCAAACAAUAAAAUGUUUUUAAAAAUCAUUUAUGUCUUUGUGUUGAAUUAAACUUAAAAUUUCACAUCACUUGAGAGAACAUAUUAUAAAUGGCCAUUCUUGAAUAAGAUAGGGACUGCUCAUUUACACCCAUAAAUUGAACAUUCUGUAGGCAAAUGGGGACAUUUGGAAAUGUAUAAAAGGAAAUAUAUUCCUUUUCGAAAAAAUGUUAAUUAUACUAUCUCAAGUCUUUGAAAAAACAGGAGUUUAUAUAGUAGUUAAAAUAGUUGGUAAAGUGAAAAAUUAUGAAUGCUUACGGUCACUAAGCUCGAACCAAAUGAAGGGAAGUUUAUAUGAAGAAUUCUUUACAUUGAAAAAGAAAAGCUCUUGAGAAAUGUUCAUAUUACAAAACAAAUUAAGACUUGGAACACUGGCUUUACAUUUCACACCACAUUAGUAACCAAAAUCUGGUAUUUUCAUUCCAUUCUACUGAAAAAGAUUUCUUUAACGAAAGUUAUGUGGUAUGUAUAAUAAUGUACUGAAUUUUAAAUUGUUGAGAUAGUUUUCCUAAGAAAACUUUUAUUAAAUGUAGCUUCAGAGAAUCACAGUGAUUUUUUAUACAUUUCUUUCACUUCAUAAUCUUUAAGAUGAUAAAUUCUACUGUAUAGUCUUCAAAAUGUUAACAGAUGCAUAAAAUGGAUGAAAUACAAAUUUUCUUCCCCACUCCUAUUUAUAUUUGAGUCCUUUCUUCCUCCUACACCCACACAGAAUUGUAAACAGUCUUUUAAGGGUUUAUAUUACACACCACCCACAGUAACUUUAUUCCAGUACCUUUAUGAUUAAAGCCCCUUAAUCAUUUUCUGGAAUGAAUAAACAUAACUUUACUGGGAGGGUGUUGAUAUUCAAACAAAUAAUUUGAUUCUUAAAAAUUUAAAUUCAAUUAAAAAAGUAAGAAAGCUUUUAAUCAACUGACAUGGGUCAAUUCUAAUCAAUUUAUUAAAUAUUUAUUAAUCACCCUCUAGGGCGAUGUCCUGGUAAAAAUAGUAAGUUCUCACCCUUAAGGAAUCUAGAAUCUACCAAAGGUAUAAAAUAAGCUCAAAACUAAUGAUAAGAGAAGGUCUAAUAGUAUUAACACUAUGACAGAUCUAUUGUCAAAAUAUUCUGGCAAUAUGGCAGACAUCAUUAGCUAGCUGUCCAACAGCUUUCCUCACCAUUCAUUCCUUGUUGGCAGAACUGGAAUUAAUGUCAGCGUCUGACUUUCCAUGAGCUCAGGGGAGAUGAGCCGCCUCCCCUGUUCCAGGGACUUAAUGCCCACUCCUCCAUGCUAAUUACGGCAUCGAUUACCAUAACAUACCAUAUCCUUACCAAAUAUGGCAUCUAUUCCCCUUGCCAGUGAUUGGUUUAGGAUGGGUUGUAGUGGAAACUGAACAAUGAAUGAAACCAAAAGGGAAGUCUGCUGGGAGAGGAGGAGCUUCUGGGGGAAAAGAUUACCCUCUAAUUAAAAAAAAUAUAUACAUGCUAGGAAAAAGUGCUGUUCUGUCUUUUUGUUUGAGGAUUUAUUUGUUUGAGGAUGUGAUGCCUGGAGCUGUGUCUGCCAUCUUGUGAUCAGGAGGGACAAGUGAAAAGCUGGAAAGACCCUAGGUGGUUUGUGGCAUCAUUGUGCCUCUGAAUUAACCAAGCCUGGAAACAUCUACCUCUAGAUGGAUGACACACUCUAUUUCUAUGCUAGUGUUUUUCAAUUGUGGGUCAUAACUGAUUAGCGGAUCAUGACAUCAACAUCAGGACCCCCAUAAUUUAUGUCAUGCCAGCAAAUUCUCUCUUCUAACGAUGUAAAGCUUAUAUGGCCAGGACUAAGGAGAAUCAUUUUGUUAAAUCAGUAAAAAAACAAAAGUAGAUUAUUUACAAAACUGUGCUAUGUCUUUGAAAUUAAGCUAAAGAGACAAACGAAGUUGAGUAAGUCACCUCAGGGGAACUCUCAUCUCACCAUAAACACUCCCAUGUCACUAGCAAAUUUGAAACCUGUUCUGUUCUCAUUCACUUUUUGUUGGUGAGGGCUUACAUAAGUAUAAUUUUUUCUGAGGUGCAAAUACACGUCUAGGAAUUACCCUAAGAGAGUCAUCAAAAUGCGUGGGAAGAUAUGUGCAAAGAUGUUGAUUAUAGCAUUAUAUACCAGUGAGAAACUGGGCCUCACUUAAAAUUUCUUAUAUCUAUUUGAAGGAAUACUGUGAUAAAAAGUAUGCUUUACAAGAAAACUUAUUAGUGGAGAAAACGUGACAAACUAAAAUUUAAGACCAAGACUGUAAAUUAUACAUGAAUAUUACACAUGACCAUAACAUGUAAAUAAUUUAAACACACACACAUAAAUGUGCAUAGAAAGAAACUAGGAAAGAGUCGUAGCUGUUUGUACAAAGAUCCAAGUUUUUCACAAUAACCAUAAAUUACUUCUGUAGUCAGAAACAAAUUUAAAUUUUUUAAAGUUUGUUCUCCCUUUCUUCUACUUCAAUCCAGACACACCCCCUUCCUUCAGUUCUCGUUGAUGGGAACUUUGGAUCUUAGUGGGUCCCCUUCAGGUAAAUUCCAAGUAGAAAUCAGUUCACAGCGAACUGAUUUUUCAGAGAAGUAUUUUGACCAAAGACGGGGAAAGGGAAAGGAGCAAUAAGCUUUAGCAGGAACAAAAAUUAGCAAUACAAUAAAACAAGAAAGAAGAGAUGACCAUUAUUUCUAACAACUGUAGAAGUGCCCUUCUUUUCCUCAGGUUGAAUCACACAUACCAAAAUGGUUUCCCCCCUACUUUUCUUUUAGAACAGACAAAUCCAGAGUUGAACCAAGUUAACUUUUCUGCUUGUAAGAGAAGCUAUUUUAGUUCCGAAGGAAUGGCCAUUUAUUUUCAGUCCUCUACCAGCCACAUCCACACUGGAGGUAGAAGGCUAGGGCUGCCCUUGACCUAGGGCCUCACUGGGAAUAGGCAAAAGUUUAAGCUCAUGGAAAGAUAAAAGAAAAAAACGCAAACUUUGUCUAUCCCUUAGAGUGGUUGACUGCCCGUAAACAUCAGAAAAUAUUUACAUUCUUUUCCAUUUUGUGGUUCAAACCAACAGCGCAACAUAGGACAAAUGGGUGCUCACACAUACACACACAUGCAUACUCUCCCACUGAGUUUACCUGUAAUAAAAGGACACGUGUGGAGACAUAUACCAUUUGAGUAACUUGAAAUGUUAAAUAAAACUUCUCUCCAUUCUAAUCAUUUAGAGACUAUAUGGCUAUUGUAUCAGUUAUCGUCACCAAGGCAUACUACAUUUCUUCCAGUAUAAAAUUUUAUCAAGGAAAAAAGGUCAAGUUGCUCAUUUUAUUUAUAAGCAAUGUCAAGUUGACCACCUCCUCUCCCAACUUCACGCAAAAUGAAAACACUGACUUUUCCCCUAAGUCUGAAGUUUGCCCCUUAGUAGUAAACAAUAGCUGAAAAUACCAAGAUUGAAUUUAAGGCCAAGACUUAACAAAGAAUAUAAAAUAGCAAACAAUUGUGUUAAUUUUAAACAAACACAGAGAUCAGUUAUGAACAGCUUAAUAUGGGAAUCAUAAGAGAAAAAAGAUUUCAACCAAUUUCCUACAUUUCCAGAACAUAGUGGCCUCUAGUUGUGUUCUGUAUUGCUUUAAUAAAAUAGUCAUCAGCCUAUGUUUGUUGUGAAAUUCUUGUUAAUUGGAGUUUUUACUUAUUGUUUUGUGAUUUGGCUUACAAUUCCUUUUGCCCCCAUUUGGCCUAGAGCCUUAUCAGCUGGGGUCAUUGGCCGAAAUUUAGUUACUCAAAAUACUUCCCUACUAGGAAGAAUUCAUCCCGGCCUCAUCUGAAACACCUGACUCUUCUAGAAGAUAAAACUUGAGGACUAAGAUUGGGCUGGAGUGAUGAGGAGUGAAGAGGUUGAGGAGAGAAGAAAGGAAUGGUUAUUUGGGCCCCAAAACAUUUGCCUUGAUAAAUCACGCCUGAAUAAUCUAUCAAAAAAAUCAAGAUCAGUAAAGCCCUCUUACAAAUAACAUUGCCCUAUGGUCAACAAAAAAAUAGCCCAAGGUCCAGCAUUUAUUUCAUUUUUAUUAAAAAAUGUUUUUAACAAUGUUAAAUAUCUUCCUCAGAACAGCCAAAUCUUGUUUUCCUCUUCAAAGAUUUCUCCAUGCUUCAAAUUUGUCUGUGGAAUGUGGGGGUUUGGGGUCAGUUAGGUGUCCACACAGGGCAAAGAUGGCUUCCCUGUGUGGUGUCGGGGUGCGCAGGUUCUGCAACCAGAUUCUCUGGGUUCAUAAUCAUGACCUUGGCCUAUCUGUUGUAGAAACUUGGACAAGUUUCUUAGCCUCUCUGUGCCUCAAUUUCCUCAUCUAUAAAAUGGACUAAUAUCCAUCUCUGAGUCCUUUCAUGUCAAUGGACCCUAAGUCCAAUAAAUGUUGGCUAUAAUCCUUUUUUUUAAAUGCUUUUUGGUGCAGAAGAUUGGGCCUGA
Messenger RNA from Equus caballus (horse), 7789 nucleotides. The record is from RefSeq and is a predicted model, not a curated record. Lineage: Eukaryota; Metazoa; Chordata; Mammalia; Perissodactyla; Equidae.